CUAUUUAUAGCAUCUGCGGUUGCGAUGUGAAGAUUUGUUGCAGAGUAAUUUGACGAGAGCGGAAGAAGAAGAAGAAGGAGAAGGAGAAGACGCAGACACAGCUCUGUGUGCUCUCGACCUUAAAGGAGAACCUGUUGAAUAAACAACCUCUACACUGAGAUUAAGGGCAUGUGGGGAAGGGAUUGGGACACAGCCCUUGUAAACGAGGCAACCGGGAGAUCUCUGGUAAGUCCCCUUAAGAGAAAGCUGAUCAUGUAGAUUUGGUGAUUAUUAGGGAUGGACACACAGAUGUGUGUGUGUGUGUGUGUGUGUGUGUGUGUGUGUGUGUGAGUGAUAUAGAGAGAGAAAACAGCUUGAAACUUGAGGGAGUGUCUGUUUCCGGCUCUCUACUCGUUGGCAUGCAGCUGUCAGAUCUGAAAUAAAUAAAUAAAUAAAUACACACAUACUAAAAAUGUGUCUUAAACAGCAUAGCAACACACAGCCACAUUCUCUAACAUAAAGUUUUAUAUCAUUCAUGUAAUCCAGGUCACAGUUUUCUUUCUUUCUUUCUUUUCUUUCUUCCUUUUUUUUUUUUUUUUUUUUUUUUUUUUUUUUUUUUUUUUUAAACUGUUUAAUGUUUUUAGGUUUACACCAGCUGCUCCUGUGAGACUGUAUCCAUAAUACAUAUUCACACAAGGGUUUCCAGAUCAAAUGAUCUGUGUCUAAUCAUGUCCCGGCAAACUAAACAAAAUCCCAACUAAAUGAACUAAUACCUGUCAGCACAUUGUUAUAUGUUUGCACACCAUCCAACAAUGGGAUUAAUAAUCUCCCAAUUUGUAGAGCCACAAUCUGGCAACCCAGACUGUAUGGAAACUUUUGAGAAAGCACCGGAGUAGUGUGUAAUUUUUCUCUGUUUUGGGUGAAACCACAAGAAAAAGGGGGAAAAAAUAUGCUCACACAUGACAACGAGGACAGAUGUUGAUUCUUCGGGGAAAUACAACACAGUAUUCGGUUCUUAAAAUGUGCAGAAAGGUUUGAGAUGUGGUCAUGUUGUACAAAAGAGGUAUUGUUGUCGUGUUCCAUGAUCGAUCUGUGCAGUGACACACAUUAGGUAGGAGUCUAAUCUCUAAAACCAAAGCGUCCGAAUGAAGGUCAAAGAAUGCUUUAUUUGUUUAUUUAUAUAACAAUCUAUUAUUUGUUAAAAGAAAAAAUAUCCACCCUGAAUGACAUGCAUAUCAGUAUUUAUAAUCAAUAUGUUAUCGUGAGGGGGCACAGUGGCUUAGUGGCUACCACAUUUGCCUCACAUUUCCGGGGUUGGGGGCUGGAUUUUGGAAUCCUGCCUCUGCCCUGUGUCCGCAGAGUUUGCAUGUUGACCCCAUGCUUCGGGGUUUCCUUUGGGUACUCUGCUUUCCUUCCCCAGUCCAAAGCCAUGUGUUGUAGGCUGAUUGGUCUUUCCAACUUGUCUGUAGUGUGUGAAUGUGUGUGCGAUUGUGCCCUAAGAUGGGUUGGCCCCCCGUCCAGAGUGUCGGGUGUGUAGGAUAAGCGGUAUGGAAAAUGGAUGGAUGUUAUCUUGAAUUAUGUGAAAUUUUUUCUUUGGUUAAUUUGGUUAUUUGCUCUACUUAACGAGAGCAAUUCAGCAGUGCUUUAAUCUCACCUCCUCAUCUGUACACACUGCUCAAUCAGAUAAGGUUCUAAAGCAUCAACUUUCAUGGUAUUACCACCUCUCAAUUUCUUCACACUUAUCAUCUCAUAGAUUGCUAACUAGCCACAACUCAGUUCAACUGUGUCGUAUAGCAUUGCAUAUUAAAGCUUGGAGUCUGACAUCUACACUACUUCUACGUUGGAUUUCUCAUUAAUACGGCACUGAACAUCACAGGAAAUUGGUGAGUGAGAACAGAAGCUCUUUUGGCUUUAGGAUCUAACAGCAAAACUUGCCUGUUUUCCUUUAUGUUUUUUGAUUGUUUAAUUUUUUUCUUCUAUUACAUGCUAUUCUAACUGCGCUAGCAAUGUCCUCCUAUGACAUCAGAGCAGAAUAUGACCAAUAACAUCUCAUGGGAAUGAAGAAAAAUACAGCUUCAACCAAUGAAUUAGCACCAGAACCACUAAAUACAUCACAAUACGUUAGUAAAAAGACAUUUCAUGUGUUUCAGCAUGGAGAUACCUUUAAUCAUUAUUCUAGUCCAUGCAAGAGAUCCAAUCACUAAAGGUGUAUAUUUAAAAGGUUUACCAGAAGUGCCAGAUGAAAGGCAAGUCAUUUUGGCCAACAAUGCAUUUCAGUCUGUAAUGCUUCACUGUUGUCUUUUUUCAACUGGAUUAUGAUAUGUUAACGAUAUGAGAGCUCCCCGGCAUUAGCUGAUACCUGAUUUUGAUCCCAUACUAACAUUCUCUCGGAGCCUAGUCUCUGCUAGCUUCUACUGUUACGUUUGUGUCUUAGGUUCCAGUGUAUGACUUGAGUUGUGUCAGUCAACAUCAUGCACAUUCAUGGGACAAAAUAUGUCAGUGGACAUUGAUUGGAAAACUUGUCAGACCAGCCCAGUAAAGUUAUGAUUAUCUUAUCUUUUAGAGAGAGUGUUCAAAGUUAUGCUUAACACUGAACUUUGUCUUGAAAUUCAGACAACACACACACAUAGCCACAACAUGCAUGCAUUGCGACCCAACAGUGUCACUUGCAGCUCGUUUACUAUUCAUGCCACUGUUAAUGUCUUCUUGUUGGAGUAUGUAUUCAGUUGCAAAUUUUAGUUAGUCAUGUGUUAACAGCUAAACAACACGCAAAAAGAUGUAUCAGUUUUUGUAUUGCAUAGCUACACUGUGUAGAUGAAUUAAAUCAAUACAAUACAGCACAAUACAAGACUGAUGGAUAUAAUUUCAUCUCAUAAAGCAUCUCAAUAUAAAGCAUCUCAAACUGUAACUCAUACAUUGGACAUAAGGCUGGCUGAAAAAUCAAUCAAAAAAUGUUUUUUAUCUUGAUGGGCUUUUGAGUGGGGCAACAGAAAAACGUUCAUCCUGUAGUUGGGAAAUCAUGAGUUUGAAUCCCAACAUCCCCGCAGCAAAGGAGCCAAGGGAGCACAGUAGCCGUGCUCUUUGAGUAGGAGGGAUAGAAUACUCUCUAUCUCCUGUCAAUCGUAACAAUACUAUCCACUCACGAGCAUCUGUGAGCUCAUGAAUGCAGAAGAGGAUAGAUAGCACUUUCCUCAGAAUGUGUUACUCUGCCCAGUGAUUCAGAAGUUUGAAAAGAUGCGAUUGGCUGACUUCACAUAUCUCAGUGAACGCACACUUUAGCCUUCACUCUUUCCGGUAAGUAGGGGAGAGGUGGCUGGUGGGUGGGAGUUGACAGGUGUCCAAAUUAGAGGGAAAAUGGAGAAAGAAAAGUUUUGACUUCUUCCAAUUAGCAAGCAAUGUUGUUGCUUUUCAGACGUGAAUUGUGCAUGCUGUGUCAGUCUUAUUUGGGAAUGAGUGUGUGGAAAAUCAUUCCUAAUUCUAUACAGAUCCAAGUUUUCCUUUGUCAAACUGACUCAUUAUCCAGCAUGAUCUCUGAAGUCAGAUGCCAAGGCAAGGAUAGAAAGUAGCCUAAAAUAUGUUGAUCUUUUCUUAAAGUGUAGAUGUCAAAGUAUAUUAUUGGCAGACAAACUCAUUUUUCUUCAGAAUUCAGCCACAGCGACAUCCGUUGGGUUUUUCCUGGACUGACACACAUAUAAUUGCAAUACUGGAAAUUCAGAACUUUUUUUUAACUACAGCAAAAACGACAACAACAAAAAUUGCACAUUUAAUUACACAUAGGUUUUUACCAAUAAAAGCCAAAUGCCUUCAGUAGAUUUUGAUUCACUUUUAUUCUCUUUAAGUCUCUUAGUUCUGCAAGACAUUUUGCUCAGAGCGAGAACGCUGAGUUUCAGUUCAUCGUGACGUAAUAUUUAGGUCCCUGUCCUGGGUGCCUGUGAGAGUGAGACUUCUUUCCGAUUCCCUCGCGAAGUAAGUUGAAUGUGAAGUGGAAUUAGGAAGGAAGGAAACACAGUGUUUCCUCACAUUGUGCAGCGCGGGAAGGGCCGGCCAUUGCCCGGUGACAGGCGUUUCCUCCACAUUCACACUCCGGGGUGGAGACUGUUCUCCCGGCACAGCUGGUGUCAAGAGUGUGUCAGUGGGUCAGUGAUCACUUCAACAUAGAGACUUGCCUCCUUUUUUAGGUCUAGCUGUUGCUAUGGCGACCAGCGCUGUGCCUAGCGACAACCUCCCCACCUAUAAGCUGGUGGUGGUGGGUGAUGGUGGUGUGGGAAAGAGCGCUCUCACCAUCCAGUUCUUCCAGAAAAUCUUUGUGCCUGACUACGACCCAACCAUCGAGGACUCCUACCUGAAGCACACCGAGAUCGAUGGCCAGUGGGCAAUUCUGGACGUACUGGACACAGCAGGCCAGGAGGAGUUCAGUGCCAUGCGUGAGCAGUAUAUGAGGACUGGAGACGGCUUCCUCAUUGUGUUCUCUGUCACAGACAAGGCCAGCUUUGAGCACGUUGACCGAUUUCACCAGCUCAUCCUCAGGGUGAAGGAUCGAGAGUCCUUUCCCAUGAUCCUUGUAGCUAAUAAAGUGGACUUGGUUCAUUUGAGGAAGGUGACGAAUGAACAGGGCUGUGAGAUGGCUGCCAAACACAAUAUCACUUACAUCGAAACGAGCGCUAAGGAUCCUCCAAUGAACGUGGACAAAGCCUUUCAUGAACUGGUCCGAGUAAUUAGACAACAAGUACCAGAGAGGAAUCUGAAGAAAAAGAAGAAGAUGAAAUGGCGAGGAGACCGAGCUGCUACUUCUCCCAAACUCCGCUGCACUAUAUUGUGACCGCCUGCUACAGCCGCUCAAUGCAGAACGGUUUCUCAGCCUCACAGAGCUGUGACUGGCAGGGAGCACGAAAUGAAAAACAGCCAGGCCAAGGAGAAGCUGACAAGACAUCUGAAAAGGUUAACAAAGAUGCAGCUGUUUUGCACACGUGCAGAGACGAGUGGAGGAGAGGCUGUUGGCGUGCAGACGUUCAGUACUUAUCUUCACUUGAUUAUUACAAGUGCAAAGGGUGUUGGCUGCCCUCCAAGUGCUCAGUGGGAGUGGACAGUAUUUUGCCUUAUCGCUUUGCAUUUCUGUACUGAGAUGGAGUAUUCAGUUGUAGCUUGGCCAAAGAAAACGAGUCAUUAGCACCGAAGAUUGGAAGAAUUUGGGAUACCUCCUCAACAUGGCCUUUACUGUUAAGCACAAAUGUACAGGUGUGACUGAUAUGGACCUUUUUGCACUUUGAUAUUUGGUAUCGCACAAAUAUCAUUUCAUGUGGUCGACGUAUUAAAGUGAUAGCAUUUCUGCCUUUGCUGAAGGCUUUGGUAGUAAAUGGCUAAAAAUAUAUGAAUUAUGUUGCACUUAUGUAGGCUGCUCAUUCAGUUUUAUUUUAAUUUCCUUUUUUUUGUAUUUUUAAACCUUGCUGUCUCUUGUUGUAUUAAGGAUGCAUUUCUUAUUCUGUUUUAUUUCACAUCAGCUUUUAGCCGCACUAACAACUUUCAAAUGUUGCCCCCUACUGUAAACUCUGUGGUGGGGGGCAUAUUUUCUUUUUCCAUCUUUUAUUAUCAGACCAGCUUAAACAUGUUAGGAAAUGUUUGCUUUUAUUUGAAUUUUUUAUUUAAGUAAUUGUCUCAUACUUUAAUGAGUUAAAUUUACUUUAGUCCAAAUAAGUCCGGUGCAUGAAGGAUAUAUAUCACUUGUGCACAGUCAGCGACUGAGAUUCUGUGCUAGUGACACUGAAGGUUGUUAUUUCAAAUCCCACGGCCAGAGAGCAACUGGAUUUGAUUUUGUUUUACUCAAGUCGAUAAAAGCAUCCACCAGAAGUGAUGCUGCUGUAAUACUGCCACACUACUCCUCUGAAUUAGGGACCCAAUAGGCACACAGAUAUGAAGAAUUAUGCUCAACACAUGUUAAAUCAACGGCACUGUAGGAUGAUGUUGAGUCUAAAUAUGGAAAAUGAAAACAUAUGGGAUCAAAUCACAUUACAUUGAAAAUUUAUUGAAUGUUUUUUAUUAUUAUUUAUUUUUUCCCCCCAAUGUUGUUGGACUUAUAUAUUCUGUAAACCUUUAUGGCUAAAAGCAGGAAGUUGACAUGCAACAUACAUUUGAGAUUAUACCAGGUCUAAGUGAUGGGUUAUAACAUCAUCUCAGAGGGAAACUUCCUGUCCUUAAGCUCACCUUUCUCAGUAUCAGCAGGAGCUUCAGGAGCAGUAUUUAGGAAAUAUAAGCCUUGUGCUUACACUUCUUCUGCUUCUUUUUCUUCUUCUUCUUCUUCUUCUUCCUCUUCUUCUUCUUCUUCUUCUUCUUUUGUUUAAAGGGGUUUUAGGGGUUCUUUGAUAGUUAAGAGUCCAUAAGAGGGUUAUACUUGAAACUCUGUUUACUCAACAGAGCUUCAAUAAUGAAUGAAAUUUUAUAUGAGUUUUUCCAGAAGGACAAACAUGAGAAGACUUUAAGAGUUCCAGAUUUAACCUUGUUUUAAAGAGUGUAUUGUCUUUGAUACGUGGUGUGAGGCACCAAUCCCUGAGGGGACCCAAAGACUCCAUGCGUUAACAUUAUAACGAAUGGCCAGUGUUUACAUUUAAUGUUUAUAAUGGGACAGUGAAGUGAACAUAAAGAUCAUAUGACUAAUGUAUGAUGUAAUUACAUAUUUGUGGGCACACAAACCUUGUAUGUUUUCAUUGUUGUGAAUAAGUGAGGGUUAAAAUUGUGACAUUACUUGUAGUGUUGUUAAAAGAACUGAGAAUCUUUAGGUGUACAAAUAAAUUUGAUUGCUCCCCACUUUCAUACAGUCAUUUUAUUUAAACAAAUUGCCAUGUAUUACAUGUUUGUGUUCAUAUUUCCGUAACAAAUGCAAUAUAAACUAAGACCUCCUCUGUUUUGCGAGACAAUAAACUGUUGUAAUUCCUCCAUGGAUUUAUUACAUGUAGGAAACGAUUGACAAGCACAUCGUUUCUCUCCAUCUUCACAUUUUCCAAUAAACUCUGGGGAUCCUAUCUAAAUGUGUCUUUCAUCACCUCUGCAGUAUUAAAAUUAUACUUUGACAUACUAUUAAACACAUACAACCUUGCCAAAAGAAAUUCAGAGAAGGUGCUAUUGUGCAUUGUUUGUUACAUGUUAAAUAUGUACGCAGUGAUUUAAGCAAUUAUGUUUUGGUACAUCUGUAUUGAGGGUGUAUUCAUUUUGUCAAUUUUAUUUUCCCAUUCCUCUUUAUUUAUUUCACUUCCUGUUAUUCCUAAUAAAAAAACUCUUAAUGAUCA
Molecule: messenger RNA, 7256 nt
Organism: Ictalurus furcatus (blue catfish)
Lineage: Eukaryota; Metazoa; Chordata; Actinopteri; Siluriformes; Ictaluridae
Gene: mrasa
Product: muscle RAS oncogene homolog a
Exons: 6
Coding region: 4172-4798 (208 amino acids)
Biological process (GO): signal transduction
Cellular component (GO): plasma membrane
Molecular function (GO): GTPase activity; GDP binding; GTP binding
Source: RefSeq, a predicted model, not a curated record